Uranotaenia lowii is the source of this 4629-nucleotide messenger RNA. RefSeq names its product polymeric immunoglobulin receptor-like. The transcript is spliced from 14 exons. Gene Ontology annotation, cellular component: neuron projection. The record is from RefSeq and is a predicted model, not a curated record. The coding region runs from base 1369 to 3546 and encodes 725 amino acids. Lineage: Eukaryota; Metazoa; Arthropoda; Insecta; Diptera; Culicidae.
GUAUCGUCGGUCGGUUGUGCACAAAAGUCAUCGUUCGCAACGGUGGAUAUUCCCUAGGUUUAAGGGCUAAUUAUUCUAUCUGGAUGCUGGAAGGUCCCCAAAAGGAACUGGGAACUAUUAAGUGAAGUUUGUUGACCCUCAUCUAAUUGGGACAGUAAUUAGGAAGGGAAGUGCAGCUGAUUAACACCCCCCAGUGAUCACUGAAGAAGAUGGUUAAAAUUGGCCGACACCGUUGUUCAAAAUUCUCAAAUGUGUCAAUUUACUGAUUGAUAAAAUAUCGUGAGUGGAUGAUCUAUGUUCAAUACAUAUAUUGGUUUUCAAAUUGUGUACACCGGUUCCCAAAAUUACUCUCUGGUCACAUGUGUAUUGAAUCACACUUGUUUGAAUUACUCAUUUGCUCGUGACAACCCGGAUGUGUGCUUUCAGCCGGAAAAUUGAAAUCAUUCACAGCCCCCGGCAAAUAUCAGAAGCAGCAGCAGUGCGUUGCCAACAGUGUAUGUGUGUCUGUCUCUUGUGUCUGUGGGAAUUUUAAGGCCAACCAGCUGAUUGGCCUUUUCAAACAGUGCAGUGAUUAAAAUCAGAUUACGCCUGUGUUUAUCAACAACGGAUUCAACCAACCCUCCUCGACGGAAGUCAACUGAACUGGAUGGAUGAAAUGUGUUAAUCCCGAUUGCCGACCACAUCAGAAAGCUAUUAUUCGGCAGACAACUUCUGAGGUGGUGAUAUUCCACGAAAGCUUUAUUGCACAGAGCGUGAGUUGCAAUCAAGUGAUCAACCAGUAAGCUUUGUGUGAGUGCUGCAUUUUAGGAGAAGAGAGUUUCCGGUCCGGUUUAUCCUCAGGUGGAAAUUGGGUUCCCACUGAGAGCGUUUGAACGAGUUAAGCUAACAGCUGUUUACGGAGGCUAAGUGAGUCGUGAACAGUGAGUAGAACAGGAUUGUCAAGCUGGUCGACGAGGAGUUUGGAGUUCAACUUGGGCCAAGUUGUGGCAAGUGUUCACGAGCAGUAUGUUUGACAAAGUUGAAAACUUUGAUUUUUCCGAAGCGUGGCUCCAGGUAGUAUUCAAACAAAACCAUUUCGAAACCGGUACCGAUAAAAAUCUCUAACGCCGGCAUGCAGUUUUCGUGCUUGUCUUUCUAAAAGUUGACCAAUAUGGAAUAAUACAUAAACAAACAGCAAAUAUUCCACAUUGCUAGCCCGUCGUCGUUCAGAAUUUGUGAAAUUCAAAAGUGCAGUGAUAGAAAAAAAAACAAACAAAGUGUAAUAUUCCCGGGACAAACUUAAAAACGGGACGUGGCCGUGUGCCAGUAGUGUCCAGUGAACUGUACGAUUGGGGGAAGGGAGCCCAUGUAAAAUAAUGCUCAGUCAAGAUGACGAUUAAACUUCACGAGUGCAAACAUAAACAUCACCAUCAUCAUAAACAUCAUCGCGACUGUGGUGCUGCUGAGAGCAGUUGUAUCAGUAGUGCAAAUACCAGUGGUACAAGUGACUUGAGUCAUAGAAUUAAUUUCACUAGUGCUGACACCAACAACGGUGAUGUGGUUCCAGUGAGCGUGAAUGACCGAGGAGGGCUUUUGCCGCCGUCAGAAGUAUCCUCACGAAUCGUUCUGAACUGGAGCAGGAGGGCGGGAAAGUUACCGAGAGAACAAGUAGCAGCAGCAGCAGCAUCCCCAGCAGUGGUAAAUACUGCAAAUAGUGAUGAUGGGAAGCUAGUGGAAUGUUGUGAUCCCGCCCUGCCCGGGUUGUGGAAUUUAGAGGGUCGUGUGACUUGUCCGGUUCGAAAGAAUGAUACCACCGACUGUAGCGAUUCAGUUGGCGAUGAUGGCGGAGGCAGUCGCUCCAAACUGGUCGAUGUGACAAGUAGCAGUGUUGCCGGUCGGUCACCCGUUGUAGCGGUCAGUAGUCGGUGGCCUCGGCAGGACCACCAUCAGGAACUCGGGAGAAGGCACUCGAGGAAUGCUAGUUGUAGCCAACCGUGUAGUUUUUAUGACACAUUCUAUCGCUACCGAUUCCUGCGAAGCUUAGCCGUACUGUACAUAGCGCUAGUAGUAGUUAUUACCAAUGCAGUGGCAGCGUUUGAGCCGGAUUUUGUAUACCCACUGGAAAAUGUUACGAUAGCGAAAGGACGUGAUGCGACAUUUACGUGCGUUGUAAAUAACCUGGGGGGUUAUAGGGUGAGUGGGGAUGCAACUCCUGCUAGGGUUGCCUGGAUUAAAGCGGAUGCCAAAGCGAUUCUCGCCAUCCACGAGCACGUGAUCACCAACAAUGGCCGGCUGUCGGUGACCCACAACGACUACAACACCUGGACCCUGGUGAUCCGGAACGUCAAGAUGGAGGACCGGGGGCUGUACAUGUGCCAGGUCAAUACGGACCCGAUGAAGAUGCAGACUGCAUUUUUGGAGGUGGUAAUCCCGCCGGAUAUCAUCUACGAGGAAACGUCCGGUGACAUGAUGGUUCCGGAAGGCGGCUCGGCCAAGUUGGUCUGCAAAGCCCGGGGCUAUCCGAAGCCAAAGAUCAUCUGGCGCCGGGAGGAUGGCCGGGAGAUAAUCGCACGUAAUGGCACCCAUGGGAAGAUGAAAGCGACGGUCGUCGAGGGUGAGAUGCUAUCACUAACCAAGGUGACACGUUCCGAGAUGGGUGCCUACAUGUGCAUCGCUUCCAACGGAGUUCCGCCCUCGGUGAGCAAGAGGAUGAAGCUGCAAGUGCACUUUCAUCCGCUGAUACAAGUUCCGAAUCAACUCGUCGGGGCUCCGCUGGGAACGGACGUCACACUGAUCUGUAACGUUGAGGCAUCCCCGAAGGCAAUCAACUACUGGCAGCGUGAGAAUGGCGAGAUGAUAAUCUCCAACGAGCGCUACUCGAUGAGCGAAAACGAAAGCUCAAUGUACGCGGUGCAGAUGACGCUCGUGAUCCGGAAGCUGCACAAAGCCGAUAUGGGCGGUUACAAAUGCAUAUCGAAAAACAGCAUCGGAGACGCCGAGGGAACGAUCCGGCUUUACGAGAUGGAGCUACAGAAAAAGACUAAAACAGCACAUAGACUGAAUAGCGUUGAAGAUACCUCUGUAAAUGAUGAAAUCAACUCUACGCCAAACAUAGACCAAGGAUCCGAGGAGAAUAAUAAAAUCCACAAAAACGGCCGACUGUACAAAGGCCUGCAGAGCAGCGAGCACGAUCUGAUGAGCUCUUCCGGCUCCCGGUCCGUCCCGUUCCUCUGCUUCGGUGGCCAUCUGGACCGGAAUUGGCCACCAUCAGCACAUCAAUCAUCGCCCUGGACCGGAAUCCUCUACGGUGGGGUGGUGAAGCUGUUAAUUGUCCUUCUGGUGCACUUUCGCCAAACGAUGGCCCAAGUGUUGCUGCCCCUGCUUCAAGUGGGUGCUCGAUGUUGGAGAUUGCGGCCGCGGUGGAGAAGGAUCCCUAUCGUCGGAACAAUCAGAACCAUCUCUUCUUCUACCCAUCAACGAAGAAGGAUGAACGGAACGGAACAAAAUUCGAACCCCGUCCCUCCAAAGAGUCGACCACCAACUAUUGCUGUUGAAUCAUCGUUGUGAUUUUAGCUGUUACUCCUGCUGAUGCUGCUGAUAAUGCUGCUCUAGAUGUGCGUUGUUUGAACGGCUGUCCGCUGUUUCGAACGUUUGAAAACAUAUUCACAUAUAUCAAAGAUAGAAGGAUACUAAAUUACCAACAAAGUACAGUCUAACAAGUACUUUUGAAUCUGCAUCUAGAUUUAAACAAAAUUAUACGGUAAAACCACAUCUCCAACUGUCUGGCUGCUUCUUUGCUAAUAAUUCGCUGCUACGGCAUUGAUAAAGAUGACGAUGAUGGUGUGAAAAUUGCAAGAGUGAAUCAUAAAUACAAGCACCCCAUACCCAAUAGGUCAGCACGAGACGACGAUUUAUUAUGUAAAUUUUACGGAGUAAGUGCCAAAAAAAUCAACAUAGGAAUUUGUCAAGAAAGACACAUAAAUGUAAAAUGAGAGAUUUGAUGACAAAGUCGUUAAACCCGAAACCAUACACACACGUUGAUAAAAAAAAGUUAUAUUCAUAUUCAUAGCUAAAGAAAUGAAACAGCAACGUUAUGAUGUGAGAGUUAUUACGAAUGCUGCUAUAUAAGAGUGCAUACUGAAUAAAAUGGGAAUUUUUUAUUAUGAAUAAAUUAUGUGGCGCUUAUUGUUACGAUGUGAAAAAAGAUAGCGAUUGAAAUAAAUGACUAAACUCAUGCCACUGGUAGAAACAUAAGUUUAAGUAAACUAAACUGUAAUUUAUUGCAACAAAUCCAACCACACACACAAAACAUAAACGCUAUCUCAGUAAGUAAAAUCAACGGUAGAUAAAUCAAUAAUAACUGCAACAAGCGAAAAAAAUUCACGACAAACUUAGCCAAUUAACCUCGAGGUACAACCUUGCUCGUGAAACUAACCUAAAUCUAGAGUUGAAGCACUUUGAAGAACUGUGGUGACAAACAAUAAAGAAGCAAAACACUACUUAGUUACUCUCAACUGAAAUCUAUGGGAAUGUAUGAACUAUUGCUAUCCGCCGCCAAUCUGUUCCGAAGCAAUGCGGAAUAGCACAAAAUGUAAAUAGUGACGAUGUGUGGUGUGGGUCGCGACACAAGGCGCAAAUACAUUGACUAAU